GGCUAGAGUCGACUAAAUUACGCUGGCAAUUCUAGCAGUAAAUCAUCUUGACCCACUUGACAUUAAUUGUUAGAAUGAUACAGCUCUGUGAUUAUCAUAUUUCUGAUCAGCCAAAAGUCAUUCUGCGCUUCUUCGUCUAAGGUCAACUGGAAGAUUGAUAGAUGAGAAAAGAUAUUAAUUAUAUUGCUACUAGUAUCAAAAAUACAUACAAGAUUACAGUGUUUAACAUUAUUUACUUCUGGUUAGUUUUCUGGUAAUCUUGAUAAAAUUUUUCUCUUUUUUUCACUAUGUUAUCUGAAACAUUAUCAACAAUUACAGUUAGUGGUCAUCAACAAUCAGUGUAAAAUGGAUCGUAUAGUGGAUUGGAUAUCGAAACUAAAAAUUUACCAAAAUUUACGAGUUUAUGUUUACGUGAUCGUCCAUGUAGUCCUUAUGAUGAAAAUGAUGUAUUAGAACUAUACUAUUUGAAAAUACUUUGUAUAAUGGGCUUAUUAUCUGGUAUACUUGUAAUCGCUGUUGUUUUUGUCAAUAUAGAGACAGAUGCAUUCAGCUUAGGUUUCGGUGGUGGCGUUCGUCCACCUGUUUAUCGACCACCAGUUGGUAUUCCCACUAUUCCACCAUUCAAUCCAGUACGCAUACCCACAUGGAAACCAAAUCCUAAUCCCAAUGAUGGUGAUUUGCCAGAUAUUGAUGGAGGCAACGGUUCGAGUGGGGGAGCAGCACCACCAUUUGUUCCCAAUGCCUGUUGUAGCCAAAAACCAUCACCAUUUGCAUGUUCCAAUGGACAAGUUCUAGGUUGUUCAUGUGCUUGCAAAGAUUCUCUUAUGAUUCAAAAUCAAGAAAACAUUGAUAAUUUAUAUCUUCAUUCGAAAAUGACCGAUAAUCAUACAAAAUCAGUUCGUAUUAAUAUUGAUACACCGAAUAAUACAAUAUUUACAAGAAUUAUAAACGAAAUUGAUAUUAAUGAAAUAUCAAUAAAAGAAUUUAAUAAUGAAACGUAUACAGCUCAUUCACACAAUCAUGAAAUUAAUGGGGUAGAAAUGGCAGGGCACUCUGUAGUACUGUACUGUACUAACAAUACGCCAAAAUUCACGGCUCAAGCAAUACCAAAGCUGUUCAGUCGAACAUUAUGUUCAUAA
Didymodactylos carnosus is the source of this 1139-nucleotide messenger RNA. The record is from the annotation of a GenBank genome assembly. Lineage: Eukaryota; Metazoa; Rotifera; Eurotatoria; Philodinida; Philodinidae.